CCGCGCGGAGCGGACAUGUGCAGGCUGGGCUAGGAGCCGCCGCCUCCCCACCCACCCAGCGAUGUAUUCAGCGCCCUCCGCCUGCACUUGCCUGUGUUUACACUUCCUGCUGCUGUGCUUCCAGGUACAGGUGCUGGUCGCCGAGGAGAACGUGGACUUCCGCAUCCACGUGGAGAACCAGACGCGGGCUCGGGACGAUGUGAGCCGUAAGCAGCUACGGCUGUACCAGCUCUACAGCCGGACCAGUGGGAAACACAUCCAGGUCCUGGGCCGCAGGAUCAGUGCCCGCGGCGAGGACGGGGAUAAGUAUGCCCAGCUCCUAGUGGAGACAGACACCUUCGGUAGUCAAGUCCGGAUCAAGGGCAAGGAGACAGAAUUCUACCUGUGUAUGAAUCGCAAAGGCAAGCUCGUGGGGAAGCCUGACGGCUCCAGCAAGGAGUGUGUGUUCAUCGAGAAGGUUUUGGAGAACAACUACACGGCCCUGAUGUCAGCUAAGUAUUCUGGCUGGUACGUGGGCUUCACCAAGAAGGGGCGGCCGCGGAAGGGCCCUAAGACCCGGGAGAACCAGCAGGACGUGCACUUCAUGAAGCGCUACCCUAAGGGGCAGGCCGAGCUGCAGAAGCCCUUCAAGUACACCACGGUGACCAAGCGGUCCCGUCGGAUCCGCCCCACACACCCCGGCUAGGUGUCCCACCGUGGAACCCCAGGCUGCCCCGGCCCACACUCACACUCCCAGAGAACUGCAUCAGAGGAAUAUUUUUACAUGAAAAAUAAGGAAGAAGUUCUAUUUUUGUACAUUGUGUUUAAAAGAAGACAAAAACUGAACCAAAACUCUUGGGGGGGAGGGGUGAUAAGGAUUUUAUUGUUGACUUGAAACCCCUGAUGACAAAAGACUCAUGCAAAGGGACUGUUGUCAACCCACAGGUGCUUGUCUCUCUCUAGGAACAGACAACUCUAAACUCGUCCCCAGAGGAGGACUUGAAUGAGGAAACCAACACUCUGAGAAAACCAAAGUCCUUUUUCCCAAAGGUUCUAAAAG
Otolemur garnettii (small-eared galago) is the source of this 1039-nucleotide messenger RNA. RefSeq names its product fibroblast growth factor 18 (gene FGF18). Gene Ontology annotation, biological process: positive regulation of protein phosphorylation; positive regulation of cell population proliferation; positive regulation of gene expression. The transcript has 5 exons. Gene Ontology annotation, molecular function: type 2 fibroblast growth factor receptor binding; type 1 fibroblast growth factor receptor binding; growth factor activity. Gene Ontology annotation, cellular component: cytoplasm. Lineage: Eukaryota; Metazoa; Chordata; Mammalia; Primates; Galagidae. Bases 62 to 685 code for a protein of 207 amino acids. The record is from RefSeq and is a predicted model, not a curated record.